CAUUUGUGAGGAACAGAUCCCGUCACCGCCAACUCACGCUUCUCAGUUCAUUUUUCGGACUUCGGCAGAGACUUGCAUCCAGAUUCCCGGAGCCUUUUGACGAAGUGAACUGGUCCGGGCGAGUGGCGAUACCUUCACACGCAUGAACGAACAACAGUGGGUAGGGGAAACCGCCAUCUUUGCCUUUUCCAUCCUAUGGUGCUAGGUUUACAGUAAGAGCAGAAGCACCGGCGUCGAUCUCGCCCUGUUCAGGUUGGUUUCUAGGGAAAAAGAGUGAUGAUGUGGGGGGUUAUAAGACGAAAAGUUGCUUAUGGUGGAUCAUGUGCUUCGAUUUUAGCAGAGCCAUUGCAUAGGAUUCGUCCUGCUGUGUCUGCAUCAAGAAGUUACACAAUUGCAGGAAAGGAGGCAUUACUCCUUAAAAGAGGAUCUAGACAGCUUCAGAACUUCACUUGCCAUUUUCUUCCUGGUGGCUCAGUUAGUUCGAAGCCUGUAAGGGAGUUUGUUGCAUUUAUACAAACAGGUAGUCCCAUUCGAGUGUGGUGUAGAUCAUUUUCUUCAGACAAUGGUGAUUUGGUUGAUGCGGUUGUCCCAUUCAUGGGUGAAUCUAUCACUGAUGGAACUCUUGCAAAUUUUUUGAAGAAACCUGGUGAUAGUGUACAAGUUGAUGAGCCAAUUGCUCAAGUGGAAACUGAUAAGGUUACCAUUGAUGUUGCCAGUCCCGAAGCUGGAGUCAUUCAGAAGUUUGUUGCCAAGGAAGGUGAUACUGUGGAACCAGGAACCAGGAUUGCUGUUAUUUCAAAAUCUGGUGAAGGUGCUACUCAUGCUGCUCCAUCAGAGGAGAAAUCAGAUAAGAAGGCUUCUCAGUCAUCUCCUCCUCCAGAAGAAGUCAGUGUGGCCAAACAAGAGCCUAAAGCAGAAGCUAAGGACAAGGCUAAGACACCACCACCAAAAGCCUUAGCUAAGGAACCUCAGCUUCCUCCAAAGGAAAGGGAAAGACGUGUUCCUAUGACAAGGCUUAGAAAACGGGUUGCAACACGUUUGAAAGACUCACAAAACACAUUUGCUAUGCUUACCACAUUCAAUGAGGUUGAUAUGACCAACCUGAUGAAGCUGCGCUCUGAUUAUAAAGAUGCUUUCCUGGAAAAGCAUGGUGUGAAGCUAGGACUUAUGUCUGGAUUUGUGAAAGCUGCUGUCAGUGGGCUCCAGAAUCAGCCAGUUAUCAAUGCAGUCAUUGAUGGUGAUGAUAUCAUAUAUAGGGAUUAUAUUGAUAUCAGUAUUGCUGUUGGUACUCCUAAGGGUCUUGUGGUUCCAGUUAUCCGCAAUGCAGAUAAGAUGAACUUUGCCGAGAUAGAGAAGGAGAUCAAUACCUUAGCAAAGAAGGCUAAUGAUGGCACCAUAUCAAUUGAUGAGAUGGCAGGGGGCUCAUUUACCAUAUCCAAUGGUGGGGUCUAUGGAAGUCUUUUAAGCACUCCUAUUAUUAACCCCCCACAGUCGGCUAUCCUAGGUAUGCACUCAAUAGUGACCCGGCCAAUGGUUGUUGGAGGUAACAUUGUUCCAAGGCCAAUGAUGUACAUUGCAUUGACAUACGAUCAUAGGCUGAUUGAUGGAAGAGAGGCAGUUUUCUUCUUACGCCGCAUCAAGGAUGUUGUGGAGGAUCCUCGCAGACUGCUUCUUGAUAUAUGAAGAUAUACACCAUUGAAUUUUUUUGAUUUUGUGAUUUGCCAGGACACUUCAGAUUCUGGCAUAUUUUAAUUUUUAUUGGACCACAAUAAUUCAUGACUCAUAUAAAGCUUAAAACGUUGCAGUUGCAGGGAUCUUUUUGUUGGUAAAACCCUGCAGAAAGUUAUACAACUGCGGCCCUUUCAUUGUUUACAAUUACAGAUUAAGAGACUUUGUUAGGUUACAUUAACUGUGGUUUAGAUUUGUGGAGUUGUGUUCAUGUUUAUCUCA
Molecule: messenger RNA, 1950 nt
Organism: Nelumbo nucifera (sacred lotus)
Lineage: Eukaryota; Viridiplantae; Streptophyta; Magnoliopsida; Proteales; Nelumbonaceae
Product: dihydrolipoyllysine-residue succinyltransferase component of 2-oxoglutarate dehydrogenase complex 2, mitochondrial-like
Biological process (GO): tricarboxylic acid cycle
Cellular component (GO): mitochondrion; oxoglutarate dehydrogenase complex
Molecular function (GO): dihydrolipoyllysine-residue succinyltransferase activity
Source: RefSeq, a predicted model, not a curated record